Messenger RNA from Sinocyclocheilus anshuiensis, 850 nucleotides. Its product is annotated as adenylate cyclase type 2-like. NCBI's taxonomy places the organism in Eukaryota, Metazoa, Chordata, Actinopteri, Cypriniformes, Cyprinidae. The annotation marks the transcript as partial. Gene Ontology annotation, molecular function: adenylate cyclase activity. Gene Ontology annotation, cellular component: plasma membrane. The record is from RefSeq and is a predicted model, not a curated record. Gene Ontology annotation, biological process: adenylate cyclase-activating G protein-coupled receptor signaling pathway; intracellular signal transduction; cAMP biosynthetic process. The transcript has 5 exons.
CUGCAGAACCUUCUGCCGGAGCACGUCACAGACUUCUUCAUCGGCAAAGACAUCCAGAACCAGGACUUGUACAGUAAGUCGUGCGAGUGUGUUUGCGUGAUGUUCGCAUCAGUGCCGCAUUUCUUCAAGGAGUUUUACAACGAGAGCAGCGUCAACAACGACGGCCUGGAGUGCCUUCGCUUCCUCAACGAAAUCAUUUCAGACUUUGACGAGCUCCUAAACAAGCCCAAGUUCAGCGCCGUGGAAAAGAUCAAGACCAUCGGCAGCACCUACAUGGCAGCGGCUGGACUGACCAAAGCUGCCAAAGCAGAGGAGAGACGGUUUGGUGUUGUGUUGUGUUCAGGGAUAAAUCACGGUCCUGUGAUCGCAGGCGUCAUCGGCGCUCAUAAACCUCAGUAUGACAUCUGGGGAAACACGGUUAAUGUGGCCAGCCGGAUGGACAGCACUGGAGUCCUGGAUAAAAUACAGGUGACAGAGGAGACGGCGCAGGUGGCUCAAACGCUUGGCUACAGCGUAACUCUGAGAGGAGUGAUCCACGUGAAGGGCAAAGGACAGCUGAGCACGUACUUCAUCAACACCGAGCAUCCAGUGCAGUGACCACAGAACGCUUUUAACACCCAUCUGACACAGACUGAGACUGUGAUGAGUGUUUCACUAAGGUCCUCUGCGAACACUCACCAAACAUCCUCUGUCUGCUACGAAUGCCACGAAAGAACUGAACUAGUUAGCACUUAGAUUUAACCAAUUCUAGUACUUUUUAAAAAUGAUUUCUUCAAGAAGUUUCUUCUUUGUGAAGUUAAUCUGUUGUUUUAAACAAUGCAAAGUUGCCAACUUUUCUAACUUUCCAAAG